Messenger RNA from Owenia fusiformis, 8696 nucleotides. The record is from the annotation of a GenBank genome assembly. Lineage: Eukaryota; Metazoa; Annelida; Polychaeta; Sabellida; Oweniidae.
AAUCUUGAAAAAAAAAAUAUGACCAAUAUAUAAGGCAUCUUCGUUGUUUUGAUUAACUGUUCAGAAAUGGCACGGCUGCUUGAGAACAAGACAACAUUGACAGAGUUUGCACCAUUGAGUCCCGAAGAAAAGAAUUCAAAGGGAUUCUUCUCUAGAAUAUUUGGCAAAGUUAAAGCUACAAGUGAUCCAAGUGUCCAAGCUUCUCAUACUACAUGGCACUCAGAUGGUUCCAAUGGUCAGAGCUCCCCACAGUCCACGAAUGAUUCCCCUCAGAGAACCAUUUCUAAGGAACAGUAUGAUGAGCUUGAAGAUGCUAGUGAAGUAUUUGAGUCUAACAAGAAGCAAGCUGGUGACUCUGAUUCAGCCAACCUCAGUGACUCCCAGGGUUCAGAGAACUUCCAGCGUAGGACAUUGUCUGGUGUCCUCAAACGUCUUACAAACAUUGUUGACAGACGGAGUCAGACUCCUCAGGCUUACAAGGAUAGUGACUUCCGCCAGUUUUGGAUGCCAGACAGUAACUGUAAGGAGUGUUAUGAAUGUGGUGAUAAAUUCAACACGUUCAGGAGACGUCACCAUUGCAGAAUAUGCGGGCAGAUCUUCUGCAGCAGAUGCUGCAAUCAGGAAGUGCCUGGGAAAAUUAUGGGAUACACAGGUGACCUCCGAGUGUGCACAUACUGCUGCAAAGUGGUCCUUAGUUACGCAAGAACCAUGGAAUCUACAGGUGAUUUAGGGAUGCUACGACAAGACCUUGACAAACUUGGGAAGCUUGAGAGUGAGGUGACUGGAGGGACUUCAUACCAAGAACUUGGAAAGAGAACACCUACUGCAAGGAAAAGAAUCUCAGCCUUGUUCCUUGAGGAAGAACUGUUCAGACAGAGGUCAAACAGUGUAUCUGAAAUACUGAAAGGCAACCCCUUUGACAUCACCCCUCAGUCUGAAUAUGCAAGUCUUGAGAAUAUCACUGAAGAGAGGAAGAUAUUAACAAAGGAUUCUGCCCAGUUACGAGAGCUAUGGAUGCUUGUAUGCCAUCCGGAGGAUGGCCUUGAAAUGCAGAGUCAUCGCCAUCGGUUGCGCACUUAUCACAACUGCAUUGUGGGUAGUACCAUGAUUGACUGGUUAAUUGCUCGAGAUAAGGCAAAUGACAGACUACAGGCCAUAGCCAUUGGACAAGCCUUAGUAGACGCAAGAUGGUUGGAAUGUGUCUCCAACAGUGAGCAGAUUUUCAAAGAUGAAUUUGUCUUGUAUAAACCAGGAGAGGCUGCCAACCAGGAGAGCCCUGUAGCCAGUGUUCCUAUACUUGAACACAUUGAAGUUGAGGAAGAUGAUAUGCCUCAGUGGAUGAAAGAACUCAAGAGAAAUGAUGAUGACACAAUUUCAUUGUCUGAGGUUAACAAAGUUCAAGAUGUUGACAGUGAGAGUUUACCUGUUAAACAACAAGAAGAAGCUGUCCCUCGGAGUAUUUUCUAUUUAAACUCUGUAGAUGAUGUGGUGACAGAUACCAAUAGGAGGCAAAACAGGAAACAAUACACUGCUAUGUCACAGGCAGACAGAGGUAGUAAAGAUGAGGUGAGCCCAAUGCUUCAGCAUCAAGAUUCCUAUCUUAACCUCACCCAGGGAUUACAAGAAGCUGUCACCAGCAGCCACAAUGUUAUCAAGGAAGAGGGCGAAGACAUGCCUGAUGGCUGGUAUGGGAUUCAUGAGCUACGAGAGGAGAAUGGGGAAAAUCUGGCAUUUGACAGACUCAACAAGGCCUACAAGGAACACCUUACAUCUCUUACCAAGCAGUUACUAAGUUGGGAAGGUCUGUCUCUCUCAUGGACUGAAACUAUCAUGUCAACUUCACAGAAAGUGGCUGAAUGUGUGAGGCCAAACAUCAAGGAUGAUGAGGAUGAUAUGGACAUACGCCAAUAUGUACAGAUUAAAAAGAUCCCUGGGGACCAAAAGUCUAGCACCACUAUAUUCCAUGGGGCUGUGUUCACCAAGCAUGUAGCACAUAGGAAAAUGUCUCAGAAUAUGACAAACCCCAAAGUUCUUCUUCUUAAACCAUCUCUGGAAUACCAGCGAGUUGAAAACAAGAUGUCUUCUCUAGACCCACAGAUACUACAGGAGCAUAAGUAUUUGAAGAACCUAGUUGCUCGUAUAGUUGCCCUUGGGCCUGAUAUAGUAUUAGUAGAGAAGACAGUGUCGAGGCUGGCCCUAGAGUUCCUCCUGGAUGCCGAUAUAACACUGGUCUCCAAUGUUAAACCUAGUGUUAUGGAGAGAGUGUCCCGAUUUACGCAAUCUGAGAUCGUUCUCUCAAUAGAUGGCCUCAUGAGUCGCCCCAUGUUGGGGUACUGUCACAUAUUCCAUCUCCAGUCUUACACUCUCGCUAAUGGUGAGCAAAAGACGUUGAUGUUCCUAGAUGGUUGCCCACCUCAUUUGGGUUGUACUAUAGUCCUUAGGGGAGCUUCUACAGCAGAACUGAGACUGGUUAAACCCAUCUUGCAGUAUAUGAUAUAUGCCUUCUACCAUUGUAAGCUGGAACUUGCAUUUUUAAUGGACGAUUUUGCCCUUCCUCCACCAGGCCCUGAAGAGCUCUCUUUAGCAGGAUUCGGGAGCUCUUCGGAGACCACCCCCUCGACUCCUGACAAAGACUUCAUGGGGAAAAUUCACAGAGAGAAAAUUAGUGCAGAUAAAUCUAGUCAAAAUGAACAUAAAAUUGAGCAAAAUGACUCAAAAUCAGAUUCUCCGUCCACCAGUGAUAGAGGUUUGGCGAAUCUUAAAAAAGUUAGCUUUGAAGAACAGAGGAUUGUUGAAAUCACAGAGGCCAUGGUGGAAAGUAUUGAGUUAAACUCAUCCAUUAAUUCUGAUGAUAGAUCUCCAAUGAUCUCCCCAACCGAAGAAAGUACACCUUCUAUUAUUUGUCAGAACAAUAAGGAACUAAAGUCAUCAGUUGAUGGAAAAGAACCAAUCACAGGAAACCUGUAUGCCAUAUCAAAAUCUGAACAUUCGAAAGAUUCUGAAGAUCAAAUCACAGAUUCAAAAGAAUGUUAUUUCGAUGAUCCGUUGCAUAAGUACCAGGAGUCACAAGAUGAUUCAAUAUUUACAAGUACAAGUGUCCUUAAAGAAGAAAUUAGAAAAAGUUCCAACCAGUUCAGCAAAGUCCUCGAUGAUGUCAUCCUCUCAUGCUCGCCAUAUUUGAAAUUUGACACACCAUAUUUGGAAACAGAACCAGGUCAGAAGUGUGCAUUGAGGAGCUAUUUCCCUAAAGAGGUGUACUGGUCUGUACAUCUGAAUCCAGAAAUGUCAAACAAACGACGGAGCAGAUUCAAUACAGAGGAUGGGCCUAUGUCUAAGAAAACAUCUCCUUAUGUUGAAAUGGUUGAACCUCAUAGAUUUGUAACUGAGACAUUGAAGGAGUCUGCAAAGAGCAUUUCAUCUCAGACAUUGAUGGCUGAAUUCCGAGCUUGUGGAGGUCGCAUUAAACUGCUCCCUCCAGAUGAUGUAAAAUUUUCACCUAAACAAAAUAACAAGAAAACUAACAAAAGAGACUCUUAUUGGGAACGAAAAAUUGACUGCUUGGACCCAUCUAAUCACCAGAGGAUAGCUGUGUUGUUCAGUAGCUUUAGUUAUGAAUCUCUGAAUGCACCCAACCCUUGUGUUGCCCCAUGGGUGGUUACCAUGGAGUUCUAUGGAAGGAAUGACAUCACACUUGGUGGAUUCCUAGAAAGCUACUGUUUCAGAGAUGAGUACAAAUGUCCAAACGAGAACUGUGAAACCCCAAUGACAGAUCACAUUCGUCGGUUCGUACAUCAGAAUGGUUGCAUCACUGUCAUUCUAAAAAGACUUGACAACCCCAUCCCAGGAUACCAGAAUAAUAUCCUCCUCUGGGGAUGGUGUAAAAAAUGUAAACAGGUGACACCUGUAGUGCCAAUGACCCUUGACACAUGGUCAAUGUCAUUUGGUAAAUAUCUUGACAUGCGCUUCCACGGCAAACAGUUUGGCCGCCGUGCCAGUGCUGAGCCAUGCACACAUACCCUUCAUCAAGACCACUACCAGUAUUUCGGCCAUCGCAAAAUUGUGGCAUCAUUCAAGUACAGUGCUGUCCAUCUGAAGGAGAUAUCCCUACCUCCACUAGAGAUCACUAUAAAGGAGGCACAAGUUGACCAUGAAUCAUUGGCCAGAGAAACUGCAACUCUACAUCACUGCUCCCAGAAUAUCUUCAGUGCUGUUGUUGAGAACCUGUGUGCCCUCAGUGCUGCAUCCUCCCUCUCUGAGUUUGAGAUGAAAGUUCUCUCAGAAUAUAAAGAACAAUUGCAGACUGAAAAAGCGCAGUUAAGAGAAUUAAUUGAUGAUGUACAGCACAAGCUACUAGAUCAACAUUCUGAAGCAGAUGAGACUAGUCAAUCAACCCACCAUAAUGGAGCAAGUGAUACAGGCAAUCAAGCCAGUGAGAUGAGGAGUGAGAUGUCUGAUGCCAUUGUUGAUAUAAAACACCUAAUAGCUGAAGCAGUAACUUCUUGGAAUACUAGGAUUCAGGACUUUAUUCAGCAGCAGAAAAAGCUUGAGAAGUUGAGAAAAGAAACUGGCAGCUCUUUGAAGGCUCAGCGUGAUAGUGCUUCCUCAAUGGCAUCAGACAAAGACAGUGUGACUGUUGUAUCAGAAAACAGCUCAGUGAAUAGUCCCAAAUGGCAGUUGGUUGAUCCCAUUAAUAAGUUCAGACCUAGACCUGAGUAUAAUCAACUACAGUUUGAAUAUGCUGGAUAUAGUGAAAGACCAGAGCUGGGUUCUGAGAGUGACUUUGAUUGCCUUGAACACCAGCUAGAGGAGGCUAUGCUGGAAGGGGGACUUAAAGUUCCCAGGGAAUCUUAUUUAUCUGGUAGUCAAAGUAGUGCUUUGGUUGAUAGUGAGGUAUUUACUAACCAUAGCAACCAUAGUAGCACACUUAGUGAGGGGGAUGUAUUUGGAACCACCCCAGGGAUUGAAGCUGCCUUGCCAGAAAAUCACAUUGAUCAUCUUGACACUGAAUUUGUCAUAGUUGAACAGGCUGAUGAUGCCAUUAAGUCUAUAUCUGAGAGACCCCCAGUCACUGUCCCAACUAUUACAAGGCCAGAUGACACAAAAGCUGAUGAACGCAACAGCAAACAUGAAGAUAUUCCCAGUGUUAAAACAAACAGUGCUGUAGUAAAUAAUGCAAAUAUUGGAGCUACGGAGACUGUACAUAAAAAUGAAAGUGUUCAGGGUGGAGAUCAUGUUAAAGACCCAAUUGAUACAAUAGUUGACACAGAUAUGAAAUCUCAUAACAUUGAUUUGGAUCAAUCCAAAGCGGAUAAUGAUACCUCUGAAUGUGAUAGGACUAAAAACUGUGACUCUGCUUCACAAUUACAAACCAGUGAUGUAAAUACAAGUGCAUUAAAAGAUCAGGACUCAUCAGAGAUUACUCAGGUAUGUGGUGCCAACACUCAGCAUAAAGCAAAUGAAUAUGUGCCCAAGAUGGACAGCGAGCAUAAUACAAAAAAUGAACAUAUGCGUACAAUUGACCAUGAACCCAAUGAAGCUAGAGAAACUAAUAAGGCAGAUUCAGCUAACGAUUCUAUUGGAAAGGCGUCCAAAGCAAAUGAAAAUGCUGACAUGCAAUCAGAUAACACUGAAAUGAUAGAGGAAAAUAUCGAGCCACAUAUUAAUAAUGUAACAGACUUGAAAGCAUCAAAUGUUACUCCUUUUGUUGAUAAUAAAGACACAUUAGAUGGGCCCCCUAUUGUUGUGAACACAGAGGCAUCAAAUGAUGAUCCUAUUGUGACAAAUGAGGAUCACUUUACUAAGACCACACUACAUGGUUCAAACACAGAUGAGGGCCACCUCAGUGCAGAAGAUAAAGGUCACAAAAGGUCAAGGUCAUGGGGAGAAAGCAGACGAUCUCCAAAACCAGGUCAAGUUGACUCAAAUAUAAGGCGUGGCCAAGAAGAACCAGUUGCCAAACAGGAAAAAAAAGUAACAAUGCAGAGUCUCCUGUCCAACUUCCUUACACCAUCUACAUUCAACCUCCUCAGCAGUCCAUUCCCAGAUGACCAGCACCAUCUUUUGCAGCCAUGUAAAAAAGUCCCCAUUGUGAUUUAUGACCAGGAGCCUAGUUCAAUUAUUGCAUACACAUUGAGUUGCCAUGAGUAUGACCUGAAACUUAAGGAACUCCAACAAUGUUUGAAGAGCCAAUUAGAUAACAGCAGUUUGUCUACUAAACUGCCCAAAGGAGCUGAUACAUUGAGUCUUGACAGUGGGUCCUCUAAUAUAGACAACGCAGGAGAUACUGGUAAGAAGGGUGUUUUGUCCUUCCUAAGGGGGUCUUCAACAAAGGAGAAGGAGAGAGAGAAGAGUCCUAUUAGACCAGGGAGGACUCCUGACCCUGAUACAACAGUGAGAUAUGUUCCAAGUCAUGAUUCUGGUAGUGUUGACCUUACGGAUGACACAGAUUUCAGCUUCUUUAGUGCCAGUGAUACGGAUCGCAAUCGCUUCAGUCGUCAACCCCAAACAAACCUCCAUAUUGAACUUCAGUUUUCUGACACGAGUGCAAGGUUUUAUUGCAAAGUUUACUAUGCCGAGCAAUUCCGUCAACUCAGGAAGUUGAUAUUUCCUGCGGGUGAAAAGAUAUUUAUCAGGUCCUUAUCCAGGUGUUUUGAUUGGUUAGCGAGAGGUGGGAAGUCUGGGUCAACAUUCUGUAAAACUCUGGAUGACAGAUUUGUUCUGAAGCAGAUGUCAAAGUUGGAGAUGCAAUCUUUUCUUGACUUUGCUCCCCAUUACUUCAAGUAUAUAACCAAAGCACAUAAUGAACAGAUGCCAACUGUCCUAGGAAAGAUAGUAGGAGUAUAUCGUAUUGGCUUCAGGAACAUGCAGACCUUCAAUGCACUUAAACAAGACCUGCUUGUCAUGGAGAACUUGUUCUACAAUAGAAAGAUAUUACAGAUAUUUGAUCUGAAGGGAUCUAUAAGGAACAGACUUGUCAAGUCAACUGGAAAGAAGGAGGAGGAGCUGGUACUAUUAGAUGAGAAUUUACUAAAAUUGAGUGUAGAUUCCCCAUUGUACAUCAGACCUCAUUCUAAGACAGUCCUCACUCUAGCUAUAACCAAUGACACUCAGUUCCUGUCUAGUCACCUUGUCAUGGACUACUCUCUGCUGGUCGGCAUUGAUGAACAGAAGAAAGAACUUGUAGUAGGAAUAAUUGAUUACAUAAGGACAUUUACAUGGGACAAGAAGCUUGAGAUGAUUAUGAAGUCAAGUGGAAUACUAGGAGGUCAGGGCAAACUGCCAACAGUGGUGUCUCCUGAACUAUAUAGGAGCAGGUUCUUAGAUGCUAUGGCAAGGUAUUUCUUACUGGUGCCUGAUAGGUGGACUGGACUAGGACGUGGGGUGGAUUGUUAGAAUGGUUUUAUUCCUGAUUAGGCAUAGAUUAGGCCAUGUCUUGGAUUGACUGAGUAGACUCAUUUGUUGAGGGGACUGUCAUGCAAAUCCUCAGUGCCAACACAGUCAGUACUUGCCAUUGUCAUCCCUAAUAUGGAACCAUUCCAGUUUUGAAAUCUCUGUAUUGUUCUUGUUCCUGCUGUCAUUUUGUCAGAGACAGACAGGGGAAAGUGCCAUAAUUUACCAAUUUUCACAUCCAAAAAGAGUAUAGUAAAUUAUAAACAUAUUUAUUUUUUAGUUUAUCGCUACUUUAUUUACAAUGUAAAAAUAUGUUUUGUUUGUAUUACAAUGUAUGUUAUGCCAUCUUUAUAAUGCUGUCUAGUUUAUCUUAUGGAGCGUAGUGUAUCAUAUUGUAAGGCAGAUUAUAACAGUUACUAACUAAUAUUUACCAUUAGAGUUGUUUAUAUACUGAUGACCUACAAUUACUGUUGAUAAAAUAUAGAUAGAAUGGUCUGUAGUUUGAUUGGUGCAAUAUUUCAGGUAUAUCUUCAUAAACCAAUCAGAUUGCUGCUAUUCAAAUGAUUUAAUGUAUUUGUAUUUUCUGAAAUUGUAAACAUUAAUUGUGUAUUUAUUGAUACAUUGUAAUUGUUAAAAAUGUAAUUGUACUUUGUUAUCUUUGUUGUAUCAGCUGCUGUACAUUGUAGUCCUAUUAGAUACAUAUGUAAGGUACCUCAUUUUAUAUAAUAGAAAUGGUUUUAUCAAUACAUGCUGAUCACAUACUCAAACUUUAUGACUGUAGUCAUCGUAUAUACUCAAACAUAAACUAUUCUUUUAGAUCAGUGGUGAUUAUGAAAGUUAUUUUGAAAGUUGUAUGGAUAAACAUACAAAAGAACAAACAAGCUCCAUGGCAGAGGAAUAGAAAGCCCAUAAUUUGUACCAUUCCUUUUACCUUCUUCUCCAAUCAAGUGACAGGAAUAUUUCUGGGAAUUGUGGGAUAAGCCAUUAUUUGUGACACAGUUUUGGUAUCUCUGCAGAAAGUGGUAUCAGAAGUGUAAUGUAAAGCAGCAUAAAAUUGAGUUAUGAGAAAACUGUAAUUAUUUUAGUGUUAGAUAACAUUGCAAGUGUUGUAUAUGAGGGAUUGGAUGAUAAGAUUUUGACAGCAAUAGCUAACAGUAGUGUUCAACCACUAUCAUUCUGAUAAUCAUAUUAUCUUUUUGUUUCAUCUGAAACAUCUCAGGGCUGAUAAGAAAUGAGAUGUCAUGUUUUAUCAUGAUGAACCACUAUAUUUGAACCGAUAUAUACAAGCAUUGUGACUUUAUAGGAAA